GGUCUUCGGUGGGCACACGCCGCGUGUGCCGACGGGUCCUUCGGGACGUAUGUGACGCGUCCGCGGAUGUUCGUUCUCGGUCCAUUCCGUGCGUUACACCUGUUGGUAGAGUGUUCGCGCAAUUAUCGACAGAGCCAGCUCCGUGUGACUCUCCCAGCCGAGGACGCCGGAUUUUUAUCAGUAUGCUGCCUUCUGAGGCACCACCGUUGGCUGACAUGUGUAAAUAAAAGACGCGAGUUUUGCUUGUCAGUGCUUUUUCCGAGUACGAUCCCCAUAUAUGUGUACAUAUCGUGGUGUAUCACUGGCCCGAUCUGCACCAGGUGUACAGUUUGUGUGCUGCAUUUAAAGCCAGCAGAGCUUUAGAGUGGUUUUUAUCGCCAUGAAAGUGAAACUGCACAUCGCUGCUGUAGACGUGGAAACUUUCUUCUCGAGUGUGCUCUGGCUCAACCUGCUGCGCCACAAGUGACUGGCAGUGACUUUCGCGAUUAUUUGAUUGAAACUGUGAGGAGUCUACACUGCGAUACGUGUCGAUUGGAGAAAUAAUGCUGGCACUGCGAAUAGUUCGCAAUUGUCUCCCGCAGUUGCUCAAGGGAUAGAGAAGAGAUUACUGCGUAUGUUGAUAAUAGGUUUUUUUCUGAAAUUGUUUCUGGUUCACAUCCAAGGGAUGAUGAACACUGUUUGGUGACAAAACAUUGGCACUCUCAGGUCAGGGACUGUGGUAGGGUAACAAAAUCUGCAGGUAUUUUAUGGACACAUUGGAGAAGUCUAGAGAAGGUGUGAUACCAUUUGGUCUAAAGUGAGGCGGUAACUACUGAAAGGCCGUCAUACCUCUGUUUUCGUCGAUACCUGUUGGAUGCUGGUGAAUCAGUGAUCGCGGCAGAGUGCCACCGCAGCGCCUGGUGAAAGUGAAGUGCACAGUGAAGCGAGGCCAGCUCCAGCGUCGCAAUGACGGACGCCACGGAGCGGUCGCCGCGGCGCUCGGCGUCGCGGCUGGGGCGUCGCCUGUCGCGCCGCCUGUCGCUGGUGACCAGGGUGCCCGGCCUCAUCUCGGCCAGGCUCAAGGACCGAGGCCCGCCGCCGCCGCGCUCCUUCGAGAUCACCGCCAUCGCCCCCGACAAGACGCAGCGCAUCCUUCCGGCGACGAGUCCCUACCUGGUGCUGCAGCUGGCGGCGCCCGUGCUGACGGAGUUCGGCCUGUGCGAGUACCGCCUGCGGCUGGCCGGCUCCAAAGCAUCGGUCGACCCUAACGCCGACGUCUCGUUGCUCGAGGGCGACAUCUUGCUCAUCGAUCCACCAUGGACCUGCAGCGAACGAGCUGAGGGCGACUCGCGGCUGCGGCUGACGGAGCAGCUGUGGCAGGGCGAGCGGCAGUUCUCGUGCGAGCUGUCGGCGGCCGGCGAGCUGUGGGCGGGACCGCUGCGCAGGCUGCCCUCCACGCUCAGCCCGCACCAGCACGACACCGUCUUCCAGGGGCUGGCCGCGCUCGCCAAGGCCGCCGCCGCCUUCGCCGCACAGACCCUCCAGGGCAACCGAGAGCGCUAA
Molecule: messenger RNA, 1542 nt
Organism: Schistocerca nitens (vagrant locust)
Lineage: Eukaryota; Metazoa; Arthropoda; Insecta; Orthoptera; Acrididae
Exons: 4
Coding region: 946-1542 (198 amino acids)
Source: RefSeq, a predicted model, not a curated record